Hyaloperonospora brassicae is the source of this 1506-nucleotide messenger RNA. The record is from the annotation of a GenBank genome assembly. NCBI's taxonomy places the organism in Eukaryota, Oomycota, Peronosporomycetes, Peronosporales, Peronosporaceae.
AUGGACCAAAUGUGCGACGUCUGUCGGUACCCUGACCCAAUCCUUGUAGCGCCCACGUGCCGACACACGUUCCACUCGCGCUGUGUCCACGUGUGGCCCAUCGACGCCUGUCCAGUCUGUGCUGCGCCUCUAGAUCAAGUGGCGAUCCUGCCGACCAUCGACAUGAUGACACGGCCCGAGCCGCGCAGUGGAAAGUGGACUCGUCAUGAAGAGAACUUCAUCGACGUCGUCUUGCGCGAGUUCGACCGACAGGCACUUCCACUGGCACAUGGGACGCCCAUUCGCUUAGUGCUGGCGAAGAUGCUCAACUGCUCGACGAUGCGCUUGUCCAAGAAGUUCCAGAAAAACGCCCUGGGAAAGCGUACGUUCAGGGUGGUCAAGCCCGUCAAAGGGAAGAAGGCGCUCGAGUUUGACCCGAUGGACCACGCCCAACGACAACGGGAGCUGUCUCAAUUGGAGCUCGUCUUUCGACAAGAGCUCAUUGACCAGUUCCAACGCGAGAACAACACGAACGAGGGCGCACUUGUCGAAACGCAGUGUCUGCGCGUAGCUGUUCAGCAGUUCUGGGUGAGCAACUUGCUCAAGUUUGCCGUGCUCGUGGGACAGCCCGUGGCGGGCCUGGACGUGUCCGACGCCAAGAAGCGCAAGCGAGCCAUGCAGCUCCUUCGCAACGGACAGUACGACGAGCUGCUGUCGUGGCACCAUCAGCCGUCUUCUCGUGAGUGUAUAGGGAUGACGUCAAUGCCGCCACCGACGUCGAACGACGUGCACACGGGGCCAACGUCGUGGACCACGACCAGCGCAGCAGAGUACUCGUCGUCCGUGCUAGGGCCAAUGCCACAGGAAAGUGGCGUGUACAUACCGGCGCUUGUGCAUCAGACAGAGCGACCCGUGAAGAAGAAACGCACACCAGAGGCGGACGUCGAGGGCGGUCGCUUCGUCUUGCCCAUGGAUCAACCCACAGCGUGUGGUCUGCAGUACGGACGCAUCUCUCCUCGUAGCACGACGUCCGUCUCCUCGUACGAUUACGAUCACCAGCAGCAGCAGCAGCACCAGCACCAGCAGCACCAGCAGCAACGACAACAGCAGCCGCAGCAGCAGUCGUAUCAUCCCGAGCCAUUCGGCCGUCCGUCUUGUGGCUACUCGCCGUUCUCCGACGACAGGACACCCAAACAGACGUCACUGGAGUACACCAACGGAUGGCAGCGCCAGCGGCGACAGGACCAGCAGAUGCUCACGGGACUCGCCAGUCACGACGAAGCCACUGCACGGGACCUGCGGACGGCCUUUGUCGCAACGGGAUACACCCGACCAAGCGGCGACGCUGCUUACCACGUCAGCGGGACUGCCCAAGUAGCGCCCUGGGACGCGGAUGGGCUACUGGACAACAUGUCGUCCGACGUCCACAGCGGAGUCGCUGCCGUCCGAGCCAAGAGCCACGUGGCCCAAUGCGGCGGCGACCCGUCGUCCAUGCACCCCCCGUGGUCCACUAUGCACCUGAUGUGA